UUGAUUGUAUACACCUGUGUCCAUGGAGGGGAUUGGAACACCUGAAUCACAUGAUAUGGAGGGGAUUGGAACACCUGAAUCACAUGAUUGGGAGGGGAUUGUAACACCUGAAUCACAUGAUAUGGAGGGGAUUGGAACACCUGAAUCACAUGAUUGGGAGGGGAUUGUAACACCUGAAUCACAUGAUUGGGAGGGGAUUGUAACACCUGAAUCACAUGAUUGGGAGGGGAUUGGAACACCUGAAUCACAUAAUAUGGAGGGGAUUGGAACACCUGAAUCAUGUGAUUGGGAGGGGAUUGGAACCCCUGAAUCACAUGAUAUGGAGGGGAUUAGAACACCUGAAUCACAUGAUUUGGAGGGCUGGCCCAAUAUUUCCGGCAAUAUAGUGUAUGUAUGU
This is a messenger RNA of Staurois parvus, 397 nucleotides long. NCBI's taxonomy places the organism in Eukaryota, Metazoa, Chordata, Amphibia, Anura, Ranidae. The record is from the annotation of a GenBank genome assembly.